AUGAAAGAGGUAAUCACUCGAUCGAAGGUUUAUUACCAGAGACCCAAGUCCUACACUUUGUUACAGAAAGUCAAGGCCCUAGCACCAGAUUCCAGUCAACUUCUCGGUUUCAUUCUGGCCCCCAUUCUCGGUUUCAUCUUUUUCAUGCCGUUGACCUUGGUUUCUAGCCCCGUGUGGUUCCCUAUUGGCGCCUUGCUGUUUGUUAGCAUCGCCGGGUUCUUGUCAGCAUGCAGCUUCGGAGCUGUUGCCGUGGCGGUGUUAUUAUGGUCGUAUCGUUACGUAAACGGCAUGCAUCCAGUAGGGUCCGAUACGGUUGAGCAACGGGGAAAAAGGAUAAUCGAUGAGAAAUACAAUGAUGCCAAGGAAUAUGGUGUGAAGAUGAUCGCGUAA
Hibiscus syriacus is the source of this 390-nucleotide messenger RNA. RefSeq names its product oleosin-like. Gene Ontology annotation, biological process: lipid storage. The record is from RefSeq and is a predicted model, not a curated record. Gene Ontology annotation, cellular component: membrane; monolayer-surrounded lipid storage body. The coding region runs from base 1 to 390 and encodes 129 amino acids. The transcript has a single exon. NCBI's taxonomy places the organism in Eukaryota, Viridiplantae, Streptophyta, Magnoliopsida, Malvales, Malvaceae.